AUUCACCCAAGAACGCAGGCAAAUUGGAAACUUUACAUCAGAGAGAGAAUGGGUGACGAUAAGGUGAAGGCAGAUGCUUUAGAGAUAUUGGGAAUGUUCCAAGUGCUUCCGCGAUUGGUUGUCUUUGAUCUUGAUUACACUCUCUGGCCUUUCUAUUGUGAAUGUCGCUCCAAACGUGAAAUGCCAUCGAUGUAUCCCCAUGCCAGAGGAGUAUUGUAUGCACUGAAAGAAAAAGGAAUUGGCCUUGCCAUUGCUUCUAGGUCACCAACUGCGGAUAUAGCAAAGACUUUUAUUGAAAAAUUGAGUAUCAAGUCGAUGUUCGCAGCCCAGGAGAUUUUUUCGAGUUGGACACACAAGACGGACCAUUUUCAGCGAAUUCAUACAAGGACCGGGGUCCCCUUCAACUCAAUGCUUUUCUUUGAUGACGAAAAUAGGAACAUCCAAGCGGUUUCAAAGAUGGGCGUAACAAGCAUUUUGGUGGAUAAUGGGGUAAACAUUGGAGCGUUGAGGCAGGGUCUUACUAAAUACACCGAAAAUGUGAAUACAUCUGAGAAGAACAAGCAGAAAUGGCGCACGAAAUUCUCCAAAGGUUCAAGUUCAUCUGAAAAGAACGAGGAGAAUUCAUAGAUGUUGAAUUAUGUACGACUUGAAACUCAGUGAUGUGGUUCCCUGCGUUAUCAGGGAUUAUUGUGUGACAACCUCAUGCCGGUUACGGUGAUAAUUUGUUGUAUCAAUUACCAAGAAACGCCAUAGACGGCUACAUUCCUCCCAUCUAUUGCAAGAUAAAUGUUCAGGAAGCAGUAUCAGUCAACCAAAUAGUAAUUUUCUUUCCCAAAUAUGA
Messenger RNA from Malus domestica (apple), 841 nucleotides. RefSeq lists its product as uncharacterized. Gene Ontology annotation, molecular function: acid phosphatase activity. The record is from RefSeq and is a predicted model, not a curated record. NCBI's taxonomy places the organism in Eukaryota, Viridiplantae, Streptophyta, Magnoliopsida, Rosales, Rosaceae.